UGGCUCUCGGCAGUCGGCCACACUCACAGUCUCACAGUCUCACAGUCGGCGCGUGUUCGUCCCUGCAUCCAGCUCCCGAGUUUUCCCAUCGACAGGAGACUGAGACCGGUAAGAGGAGCGAUGUGUCCCUGUGCUCGAAUCGUGCCGGAGCCAACGGUCGAAAUCGAUCCUCGGGGUGAACCGAUUUCUAUCUUGAUCGAUCAUGUCGGAAACUGAGAUAUUUCUCGGGUUCGUGUAGAAAGUAGCCCCGCGGAUUUCCCUGUCGACCGUCACGAGAGAGGAACAAGGCCAAGAUGUCGCAGCAACAAUACUAUCCGUUCAAGUGCACCCCAACGGUGUAUCCCGCCGAGCCGUUCGAUGCAAACGCGGACGCCACUAUUUUGCGCAAGGCGAUGAAGGGAUUCGGCACGGACGAGAAGGCGAUCAUCGACGUGCUCACAAAGAGAGGCAUUGUGCAGAGACUGGAGAUCGCGGAGGCGUUUAAGACCAUGUAUGGAAAAGAUCUAAUUAGCGAUCUCAAGAGCGAGUUAACUGGAAAACUGGAGGAUGUCAUUGUUGCCCUUAUGACCCCGUUGCCACAUUACUAUGCCAAAGAGCUGCACGACGCGGUCACCGGUAUGGGCACUGAUGAGGAGGCAAUUGUCGAGAUUCUGUGCACACUCAGCAAUUACGGCAUCCGUACGAUCGCCACAUUUUACGAAAAUUUGUACGGCAAAACACUCGAGAGCGACUUGAAGGGCGAUACGUCGGGCCAUUUCAAGAGAUUGCUGGUAUCCCUCGUGCAGGCAAACAGAGACGAAAAUCAGGGAAUCGAUCAUGCGCAAGCAACUGCCGAUGCCCAAGCGUUAUACGAAGCUGGUGAAAAGCAGUGGGGAACUGACGAAUCUCAAUUCAAUGCGAUCUUGGUAUCUCGCAGUUAUCAGCAACUGCGUCAAACGUUUAUCGAGUAUGAGAAAGUAUCAGGGCACGACAUAGAGGUUGCCAUAAAGAAGGAAUUUUCUGGCAGCAUCGAGAAAGGCUUGCUUGGAAUAGUGAAAUGCGUCAAGUCAAAAGUUGGAUUUUUCGCUGAACGUUUAUAUGCCAGUAUGCAUGGCAUAGGUACGAAGGAUCGAACGCUCAUCCGUAUCAUCGUGUCUCGAAGUGAAAUUGAUUUGGGAGAUAUUAAGAAGGCAUUUGAGGAACGCUUCGGAAAGUCUCUGGAGAGCUGGAUAGCUGGCGACACCUCAGGAGAUUACAAGAAGGCACUUCUUUCCCUGGUCUCUACAUAAAUUUUGAUAAAGCUAUUAAGGGUCCAGGUGCUACACCUAUUGCCUAUUGAUGCAUAAUAUAAAAAGAAGAAAAACUUUAUAUAUUCCUGCACAGAUUCCAUCUUAAUAUCGCUUAAUGUAUUAAUAAGGAAUUAGAAAAGGUUUCUUACUGCAUUUUUCAAUAUCAGUUUUGUAAUACUUUUUUGAAACUUUUACUGUAUACUAUGUAGGCCAGUAAAAUUUCCCAAUGUUAUGCGUUCCAAUCUUGUUCAUAUAUACACAUCUUAUAUUUAAUUAAAUUAUAUUUUAUAUAUUCUUUUUAUCAAAAAUUUAUAUAAUUUAUAUAAAGAAUCUCAUUGUGUAAAAGAGAGAUAAUUAGGAAAUCAAUGAAAAUAAAAUCAAGAACAUUC
This is a messenger RNA of Vollenhovia emeryi, 1657 nucleotides long. RefSeq names its product annexin B9-like. The transcript has 7 exons. The record is from RefSeq and is a predicted model, not a curated record. Gene Ontology annotation, cellular component: cytoplasm. NCBI's taxonomy places the organism in Eukaryota, Metazoa, Arthropoda, Insecta, Hymenoptera, Formicidae. The coding region runs from base 294 to 1268 and encodes 324 amino acids. Gene Ontology annotation, molecular function: calcium-dependent phospholipid binding; calcium ion binding.